CAUGAGUCAACCUUCCAUGUGGUAAAUAAAUAUCUGAAUUUUACCAUGUACCCAAGGGUCAUCUUGAAGGAAACCUUGUACAAGAAAUCACAGCAGAAGAGAAGAACUUCACCAUGCAAUUACAAAGAGAGAAUUUUCGUGUUCAAUACACAGGAUCUGACAUACUUUGAACAUCGACCUGGGAAAAGGCCAACUCAGAAAGGUUGCAUUGAGCUAUCGCACAUCAAGUGUGUGGAGAUUGUAUGCAGUGAUGCUCCCAUACCUUGUGAUUAUAAGUACCCUUUCCAGAUCGCCCAUGACAGCUACUAUCUUUACGUCUUUGCUCCAGACAAUGACUGCAGGUUAAAAUGGGUCAGAGCUUUGAAAGAAGCGACACAAUGUAACAACUUGUUUGUGAAGUAUCAUCCUAAUUUCUGGGGAGAAGGGAAAUGGAGAUGUUGUCAUCAGACAGAUAAACUGGCGACGGGAUGCAGUGAAUAUUAUCCUAAUGGAGCCAAACCUCUUCCACCAACUCCAGAUCCAAAGCACCGAUUUUUAGAUUUAGAGGAGAGAAUUGUUGUGGCUUUAAGAAAUUUCAACCCUGAAGAAGAUACAGACCUUCCACUGCACAAAGAUGAAGAGUAUAUUGUCAUUGACAGUUCAGAACCAAACUGGUGGACUGUGAGAGACAAAAAUGGAAAUGUUGGCCCAGUGCCUUGCAUAUACAUUGCAGAAAAAUUUUCAAAUGACAUUGAGAAAUUUGAAUGGUACAAUAAGGACAUGACCCGGACAGAGGCAGAGGAGUUACUAAUGAGAGAGAACAAGGAUGGAGGUUUUAUGGUUCGUGACUCGAGACAUGCUGGAGUCUACACAGUGUCGAUAUUUACCAGAGCUUCAUGUACCUACAAGUCUGAUGGAGAAAAGUGCCCCGUAGUAAAGCACUACCAGAUCAAAGAGACAGAGGGUGAAAACAUCAAGUAUUACUUAGCUGAGAAAUAUGUGUUCUCCAGUAUUCCUGAGCUCAUCCGUUAUCACCAACACAAUUCAGCAGGUUUGGUAACCAGGCUGAGGCACUGUGUCUCUAGACAUGCUCAAAACUCUUCAAGGAUCAAGGAGCUGUCAUCAGAGAAGUGGGAGAUUCACCCAGAUGAACUGAUUUUAAGUGAGGAAUUGGGCAGCGGACAGUUUGGCUUGGUUUGGAAGGGAUACUGGCAUGAGCAGCAGGUGGCCGUUAAGACUGUUCGUGAGGGUUUCAUGUCAGAGGAGGAAUUUAAAGAGGAGGCACAUAUUAUGAUGAAACUGUCCCACACUAAGCUGGUACAGUUGUAUGGAGUAGUCACUCAGCGCUCACCAAUGUAUCUGGUAUUUGAAUUCAUGGAAAAUGGCUGCUUGACAGACUUCUUGCGUGACAAAAAAGGCAGUCUUUCCCAGGAGGUACUCCAAGGGAUGUGCUUGGACGUAAGUGAGGGGAUGGCCUACCUGGAAAGCUCCAACUUCAUCCACAGAGACUUGGCUGCAAGAAACUGUCUGGUUUCUAAUGAUCAUGUGGUGAAGAUAUCAGAUUUUGGAAUGACCAGGUUUGUGCUAGAUGACCAGUACACCAGUUCAUAUGGGACCAAAUUUCCAGUCAAAUGGUCCUCUCCAGAGGUUAUACGAUUUGGGAAGUAUAGCAGCAAAUCAGAUGUGUGGUCAUUUGGUGUGUUCAUGUGGGAGGUGUACAGCGAGGGACGUGUGCCCUAUGAUAACCGUAGCAAUUCAGAGGUGGUGGAGGCCCUCAACGCAGGACUGCGGCUCCUUCUGAGACCCCGCCUCUGUCCACAGAGUGUGUAUGAUUUAAUGCAGUGGAGCUGGAAAGAGAAACCUGAGGAUCGCCCCUCCUUUGCUCUGCUUCUACACGAACUGGCCUGCCUUGAUCAAGAUCCUUGAUUCUGAUCUCACCAUCACCUUUAUCUAAUGUUGAAAUUAUGAAAAUAUUGUAUAUUGUACAAAUUAAAUAUUGUAUUUAUUUGUAUAUUUUAUUUAUUUCCCAGAUUUCUUAUUUUGUCAUAUAUUAUUUCACAUUAUCAGUCACUGAAUGGCAUUUUUCCUGUUUCUAUACAUGCAUGACUUCCCAGACAUUCUACAUUUGUCCCUUAGGAGGCACACAUGAGUCAUAAAAAUGUCUCUUGCUUAUUAGUGUAAUGCUGUUACAAUGUAUUUAACAAAACAUCACAUUUACUAAUUUUUGCACAAGGUUGUACACACAAUAAACUCAAUCACACUUACCUGCAUGAAGUCAAAUUAAGUAAUACUCAAGCUGAAUUGUUGAU
Xyrauchen texanus (razorback sucker) is the source of this 2288-nucleotide messenger RNA. Its product is annotated as tyrosine-protein kinase ITK/TSK-like. The record is from RefSeq and is a predicted model, not a curated record. The transcript is spliced from 17 exons. Gene Ontology annotation, biological process: peptidyl-tyrosine autophosphorylation; adaptive immune response; B cell receptor signaling pathway. NCBI's taxonomy places the organism in Eukaryota, Metazoa, Chordata, Actinopteri, Cypriniformes, Catostomidae. Gene Ontology annotation, molecular function: protein binding; non-membrane spanning protein tyrosine kinase activity; ATP binding. Bases 46 to 1905 code for a protein of 619 amino acids.